UUGUGACGUGUCUGCGCGUGAUGAGACUGCGCGCGAAGCCGGGUGUCACGUGAUGCCGCAUGCGCAGAUAGGACGGGAAGUGGCCGCUCGUUCCGCGCCUUUUUCCGGUACCGCCGAGACCGGAGACCGGGGACUGGGGACCGGAGCCCGGAGCGAAGCGGACACUGGAGGAGCGGAGAGGCUGGCCCGGUAGACACCCACUCCCCAAGUAUCGUGGAGGGAGAACAACAGGCCGCAGGGUUAGUGGGAGCUGCUGCACUGGAGAGUGACUGCGCUGUGAGCCAUUACGGAGCCGGGAAACCGGACUCAAUGACCUUUGCUGGGAGUGCACAGCCGCUGCUGUAGUUCGGCGGCUGGAGGGAGGCCGAGGUUCACACUCUCACCGACAGCUGCUGCAAGGAACUACCGAUCCGAGAGACCCCAGAACGGGCGGCCAGGACAACUCGGCUGCCUCUGAGGCGUUUGCCCCUAGCCCAGGCCAGGCCCUUUUGGUCGGCCAGCUCCACCCGCCUCUCGCUGCCGUGGUUUCUUAUGUACUUUCUAGAAGAUGGGGAAGGUCCUGUCGAAGAUAUUCGGGAACAAGGAGAUGCGUAUAUUGAUGCUUGGACUUGACGCCGCCGGUAAGACCACCAUCCUGUACAAAUUGAAACUGGGUCAGUCUGUCACCACCAUCCCUACUGUGGGCUUUAAUGUGGAGACAGUGACUUAUAAAAACGUCAAGUUUAAUGUUUGGGACGUGGGUGGCCAGGACAAAAUCCGGCCUCUCUGGCGGCACUACUACACCGGGACCCAGGGAUUAAUAUUUGUGGUAGACUGUGCCGACAGGGAUCGGAUAGACGAAGCCAGACAAGAGCUUCUGCGCAUCAUCAGCGACCGGGAGAUGAGAGAAGCCAUCAUUUUGAUAUUUGCAAAUAAGCAAGAUUUACCCGAAGCCAUGAAGCCGCACGAAAUUCAAGAGAAAUUGGGUUUGACCCGCAUCCGAGAUAGAAAUUGGUAUGUGCAGCCGUCCUGUGCCACUUCAGGAGAUGGACUAUUUGAAGGUCUUACGUGGCUAACGUCCAAUUACAAAUCUAAAUGAACAUUAAAAACUGUUUUAGAUUAAAAAAAAUCAGUUGCCUCGGAACAUUUACGAAAGUAAUCUUGACUCUACUAAUCACCUGUCUGCAUUUCUUUGCUAUCUAGUUUGGCUUUGCGUUAGAACGUUUUCAUAUAAAUGCGCUGAACUAAUCUUGAGCAAGAAUCAAAUGUUAAGUAUUUUGAAAGGUCUUUCUCUAAGCCAUUUGCCAUUAUUUGAAUGACUUCCUCUUUCUGUAUUCGAUUUGGGCUUUUCAACACUUUAUGCUCAGUUUCGAGUUCUUCCUUUUUAAUGCCUUGCUUUAGAUCGCCGAUUUUACGUUCAUUAAAAGCGACGAUGUUGGGUUUCUUUCAAUUAGUAAACUUAAGUUUAUUUGAACAAAUUUAGUCACCGUAUAAUUAUUUGACUUUGUUUCUUUGACUCAUCACCAGCAUAUAUUUAAGAGCCCUGCCAUUUCUAAACUUGAUUGGGGUUUUUUGUGGAGUCAGUUGAAAUGUUUCAUUUUGAUUCUGUGUAGGGUGUGUCCAUAUGAAACGUAUGCUUCUGCCUGUAUUCCCAUCUGCUGUAAUUCUGCCUAACAAAGCAAGUGAAUGUGUCGAGAAAAUGUUUCAGUAUUCCUAUACAAUGGAAAAAUAAUCUUGUAUGCCAAAUACUUGUAUAAUUAGUUUAUGUAGGGCUGCUUUAAAUGCUCUAAUGCACUGGCUUUAACAUCCAUACUGUAUUCUGAGAGUGCAUGUAUUACAACCACUGGUGAAGAUACAGCACACCCAAAAUUAAUUUGCAUUUGCUGAAGGGAAAGAAAAGACAAAAGGUGGGUAAUGUGAUUAUGACUACUUGGUCAUGUGGAGUGAUAAAUACUGACAUGGAUGAAUUGAACUAAAUAAUUUGUUUCUGUUGUAACUUCUAUGUAUUUCCAUAUGAUUCCAAUUUCACUUGAGCGAUUUUUUUUUUUUUUUUUUGGUUCCUGAUGCAAAACAGAAGUAAUUUGGAGCCAGGUUGGGUGAUAGCAGGGCAGACCACAUGAGUAAUAUAGCAAAUGUCAAGAAACAUGAAAAGCACCAAAUUCUAAAUGUAUGCUUGGGGGUGGCCCUGCAUUUCAAGGCAGGCAUUUAACACAUUAUUGGUAAUAUUUGUGAAAAUGAGGAUACGCAUUGCAGUCUCUUCAAUUUACUAUAAAACAGUCAUAGUUCAGUUGAUGUUUUCUUAGCAUUUUGAGUGCUGACAUGCAACUUCCUGUGUCUGUGGUUUUCCGCAGAAGAGAGAAUAAAGGUCUUGGAGAGGUAAGGGCAGUUUUAUAUCUGAUUAUUAAAAGUUGCCGCUAAACAGGGAAAAGAAUUACAGCACAGAUUUUGAAGGUUCAGUAUUUUGAAAAAGUAAGAUCUGCAGGAAUUAAAUCAUUUCUGCUCUUAAUUGUAUUGUUCAAAUGGUUUUAGUAAAAUGUACUGGCUUUUAUAGUUGUGCUAACUUUUAAAUAAUUUUAAACUACUUUCCUAAAUCACUUUAUACUUUGAAUAAAUAUUAGAUCUUAUUUUCCAAAUUAAUAAUCUUAUGUGGAUUUCCUAAAUGUUGUCUAGAAACUCAAAUCAAGGUUUUAAGUGAUUUGUAAUAACCAGGUCAUUUAGUUUGCAUUAAAUUAUUUUCAUUGAGCUGAUGGCAAUUAAUAUUUCAAAUGUUUAGUUGAAAUACUGAUCUGUCAUCAAAUUCAUAAAAUUAAUUUUGUACUAAAACAACUCUAUUCAAUUGAAUUAAGUAGAGCUAUAUUUUAAAACAAUAUUAUUUGAGCUUCAAGUAAUUUGCACUGUAGCCUUGACAAGACUUUUCAGACUCUAUUCUGAGAAUAGUUAUUCAAUCGGUACAGUAACUGCUUACAACCACUGUGUUGGUAAAGACUUCAAAUCUAAUCAGUAUGUGUGCUAACUAUCCAAAGGGCAGAAAUAUAACUGAAAUGUCUGUUACAUUAACUUCAUGCUCAGUACAGCCAGGAUGGGAGAAGCUGUGCAAACUUAUAAAAUAUCAGAUUGAGGGCUAGAAUAGUAGUAUUAAAACUCUUUAUUCUUGAACCUGUAAGACUUGAGAAAUGAAAUAGUAGUGGCCUCUUCAGGCUAGCAAGGUUUGAAGUGAAUUAUACAAUUGUCAAAUGGGUUGGAGCACAAAAUAACUAAUUUGAAAUUAGUUUGCGGUCUUGACCUGACAUGGAAAAUUGGGUGAACAAAGAAUCCACUGCUCAGUAAUAAGUUCUUUAUUUCCUGAAGGAAAAGGGGCAGUGAGUAAAUGUGUGUGUGGGUGGACACAAUUUUAUAUUGCGACUUUUUCAACGUUGAUUAUUAUAUUUGAGCAUUCUCUUUUUCAAAGAAAAAUAUUGGACUUUGUUCAAAGCACAGGACAGACAAAAUGUUCCUGUAGAAAGGUACUAAAAUAAACUUUAUCCUCAAACUUGAA
Rhincodon typus (whale shark) is the source of this 3514-nucleotide messenger RNA. RefSeq names its product ADP-ribosylation factor 6. Bases 548 to 1078 code for a protein of 176 amino acids. The transcript has a single exon. Gene Ontology annotation, biological process: intracellular protein transport; vesicle-mediated transport. Gene Ontology annotation, cellular component: cytoplasm. Gene Ontology annotation, molecular function: GTPase activity; GTP binding. Lineage: Eukaryota; Metazoa; Chordata; Chondrichthyes; Orectolobiformes; Rhincodontidae. The record is from RefSeq and is a predicted model, not a curated record.